GCAAAGUAGAAAGGUUGCAGAGGAUCCCAAGAAGAAGAAGCAAAGACAAAGUAGCCCGGAAAGAACGGCUGCAGAGGAUUCCAAGAAGAAGAAGAAGCAAAGGCAAACUAGCCCGGAGAGAAAGGCUGCAGAGGAUCCCAAGAAGAAGAAGAAGCAAAGGCAAACUAGCCCGGAGAGAAACGCUGCGGAGGAUCCCAAGAAGAAGAAGCAAAGGCAAAGUAGAAAGGUUGCAGAGGAUCCCAAGAAGAAGAAGAAGCAAAGGCAAAGUAGCCCGGAGAGAAAGGCUACAGAAGAUCCCAAGAAGAAGAAGCAAAGGCAAAGUAGCGAGGAGAGAAAGGCUGCAGAGGAUCCCAAGAAGAAGAAGCAAAGGCAAAGUAGCCCGGAGAGAAAGGCUGCAGAAGAUCGCAAGAAGAAGAAGCAAAGGCAAAGUAGCCCGGAGAGAAAGACUGCAGAGGAUCCCAAGAAGAAGAAUCAAAGGCAAAGUAGCCUGGAGAAAGGCUACAGAGGGAGCAAAGGCAAAGUAGCCCGGAGAGAGGCUGCAGAGGAUCCCAAGAAGAAGAAGCAAAGGCAAAGUAGCCCGGAGAGAAAGGCUGCAGAGGAUCCCAAGAAGAAGAAGCAAAGGCAAAAAAGCCCGGAGAGAAAGGCUGCAGAGGAUCCCAAAAAGAAGAAGCAAAGGCAAAGUAGCCCGGAGAGAAAAGCAGCAGAAGAUCCCAAGAAGAGGAAGAAGCAAAGGCAACGUAGCGAGGAGAGAAAGGCUGCAGAGGAUCCCAAGAAGAAGAACAAGCAAAGGCAAAGUAGCCCGGAGAGAAAGGCUGCAGAGGAUCCCAAGAAGAAGAAGAAGAAGCAAAGGCUAUAUAGCCCGGAGAGAAAGGCUGCAGAAGAUCCCAAGAAGAAGAAGAAGAAGCAAAGGCAAAGUAGCCCAGAGAGAAAGGCUGCAGAGGAUCCCAAGAAGAAGAAGAAGAAGCAAAGGCAAAGUAGUCCGGAGAGAAAGACUACAGAGGAUAUCAAGAAGAAGAAGAAGAGGCAAAGUAGCCCGGAGAGAAAGGCUGCAGAGGAUCCCAAGAAGAAGAAGCAAAGGCAAAACAGCCCGGAGAGAAAGGCUGCAGAGGAUCCCAAGAAGAAGAAGCAAAUGCAAAGUAGCCCGGAGAGAGAGGCUGCAGAGGAUCCCAAGAAGAAGAAGAAGCAAAGGCAAUAUAGUCCGGCUAUAAAGGAUCCCAAGAAGAAGAAGAAGAAGCAAAGGCAAUCUAGCCCGGAGAGAAAGGCUGCAGAGGAUCCCAAGAAGAAGAAGAAGAAGCAAAGGCAAAAUAGCCCGGAGAGAAAGGCUGCAGAGGAUCCCAAGAAGAAGAAGAAGCAAAGGCAAAAGAAAACGGAGAGAAAGGCUGCAGAGGACCCCGAGAAGAAGAAGCAAAGACAAAAUAGCCCGGAGAGAAAGGCUGCAGAGGAUCACAAGAAGAAGAAGAAGCAAAGGCAAAGUAACACGGAGAGAAAGGCUGCAGAGGAUCCCAAGAAGAAGAAGAAGCAAAGGCCGGAGAGAAAGGCUGCAGAGGAUCCCAAGAAGAAGAAGCAGAAGAAGCAAAGCCAAAGUAGCCCGGAGAGAAAGGCUGUAGAGGAUCACAAGAAGAAGAAGAAGCAAAGGCUAUAUAGCCCGGAGAGAAAGGCUGCAGAAGAUCCCAAGAAGAAGAAGAAGCAAAG
Molecule: messenger RNA, 1692 nt
Organism: Symbiodinium sp. CCMP2592
Lineage: Eukaryota; Dinophyceae; Suessiales; Symbiodiniaceae
Source: the annotation of a GenBank genome assembly